Molecule: messenger RNA, 867 nt
Organism: Physella acuta
Lineage: Eukaryota; Metazoa; Mollusca; Gastropoda; Physidae
Product: hepatitis A virus cellular receptor 1-like
Cellular component (GO): membrane
Source: RefSeq, a predicted model, not a curated record
CCCUCUACAACAACAACUACAUCAACUACAACGACAACAACACCGACGACCACAACUACCACGCCAACUACAACUACUACAACGCCAACAACAACGACAACUACGCCUACUACCACGAUGACAACACCGACGACCACAACUACAACGCCAACUACAACUACUACAAUACCAACUACAACUACUACAACGCCAUCUACAACUACAACAACACCAACUACAACGACGACUACGCCUACUACCACGACAACAACACCAACGACCACAACAACCACGCCAACUACAACUACUACAACACCAACUACAACGACAACUAGGCCCACUACCACGACAAUAACACCGACGACCACAACUACCACGCCAACUACAACUACUACAACACCAACUACAACGACGACUACGCCCACUACCACGACAACAACACCAACACCAACAACUACUACUACAACGCCAACUACAACUACUACAAUCCCAACUACAACUACUUCAACACCAACUACAACUACUACAACCCCAACUACAACUACUACAACCCCAACUACAACUACGACAACGCCAACUACAACGACAACAACACCAACUACAACUACGACAACGCCAACCACAACGACAACAACACCAACUACAACUACUAUUACUACAACGCCAACUACAACUACUACAAUCCCAACUACAACUACUACAACCCCAACUACAACUACCACAACGCCAACUACAACGACAACAACACCAACUACAACUACGACAACGCCAACUACAACGACAACAACACCAACUACAACUACUACAACGCCAACUACAACUACUACAACGCCAACUACAACUACCACAACCCAAACUACAACUACUACAACACCAACUACAACUACU